AUGCCAUUCAUCAUAUCAUCGAGCAUUGAGAAAACCGAUCCGGCCACUAGGAAGCUGAUUAGAAGCCAUGCAAGACGGGGGAAAACACGAAAAGGGAUUCGCCCUGCCGUAGAUCAACGAUCGACCACUAGGACGACAACAGUUAUUCGUGCUCGGUCAGAGCCGCUGAAACUAGAAGAAGUCGUCGAAGUUUAUGCCCCAUUAAUUCCUGGUCGGACUGGGUUAAACAUCUAUUUCGUCAAUUUCUCCGACGAUUUAGAGCCUUUGGCACUUUUUAAUAUGGAAAAAGUUACAACAGUAUCAAGGAAAGUCAUCUUCCCCUUACGAGCAGCAAUCAGCUUCGAAGGUGACGAUGAAGGAUGGCGCUCUCCAUUUGGACGAGAUGCCGUCGCCCUCCACGUAAUGGCAUUUGCUGUACAAGGUUUCAUCGACAGAGUCUUGCACCGUCAGGGUAAUCUUAACCCAGUAGCCAUACUGCACUUCCAGAAAGGACUAAGACUUCUUCGUGAAAGGCUUUUGGGGGACGAUGACGAAACGAAGAUUUCAGACUCGACAAUGAGUGUGGUCUUGAAACUAGCAAGCGUAGCACACUUCGACGGAGACUACGAGACCUCGAGGCAGCACAUGGAAGGUCUUCGUAAAAUGGUCGACUUAAGAGGAGGCCUCGACAUUUUCAAAGGAACACCGUUACUACUAGAGAUGCUAAGGUGUGACCUGGGGGUGGCAUUGCUUAAUGGGUCAUGCCCUGUAUUUUUCAUCCAACCUUCUGAGUCGAUGACAGAAUAUCCCGAGAAACUCCUGCCGGCUCCCGUUGAUGGGACACUAUCCCGGGACGAUAUGAAACUAGUUCGAAUCACCGAGGAUGAGCUAGCAACGGCUUGGAGGGUCUUGAGGAGAUUCUGCUUGUUCAUCGACCUCGGGACCCAAACUCGACGGACAAUCCGAUCAGAUAUCAUCUACGAAACAAUGACUGCGGUAACAUAUCGCCUACUCCACAUGCGCUUCUCCACCGGGUCGAUCGACGAAGCUGUACGGCAAGGCCUUUUGGUCUUUUGCUAUCAUAUCUUCUUGCAGUGGCAAGACAUUAAACCACCGUACUGUGAUUUGGCUGUCGCAUAUCAAUCCUGCAUUCUUAGCCUUGAGAAAUCUGAUGUAGUUUCGUCGCAUCUCAUGCUCUGGCUAUUGAUAAUCGGGGCUAUUUCAAUCUUCAAUAUAUCAGACGAGGUAUGGCUAAGGGAGCGCAUAGUAGAACAUGUGGGCAAAUGUCAGAUUAAAACGUGGAGAGAAAUGCAAGACAUACUGAAGUCGUUUAUGUGGAUUGCAGUGUUGGAUGAACAAUCGGGAAGACGUGUCUAUGAUUCUAUAUUCAAAUAA
Messenger RNA from Daldinia childiae, 1374 nucleotides. RefSeq lists its product as uncharacterized. NCBI's taxonomy places the organism in Eukaryota, Fungi, Ascomycota, Sordariomycetes, Xylariales, Hypoxylaceae. Bases 1 to 1374 code for a protein of 457 amino acids. The record is from RefSeq and is a predicted model, not a curated record. The transcript has 3 exons.